Molecule: messenger RNA, 1814 nt
Organism: Bufo bufo (common toad)
Lineage: Eukaryota; Metazoa; Chordata; Amphibia; Anura; Bufonidae
Gene: SMYD1
Product: SET and MYND domain containing 1
Exons: 10
Coding region: 148-1608 (486 amino acids)
Cellular component (GO): nucleus
Molecular function (GO): histone H3K4 methyltransferase activity; protein binding
Source: RefSeq, a predicted model, not a curated record
GGGGAGGGGGGAUGUUCCUUUUAUAGGACUGUUCUUUGGGAAUGUGAAGGUGCUGAAAUAACAGACGUGACUGAGGAUUGGGGUAGUCAUUCGCACGGCCAGGCUGACUUCACUUGUGUUCAGCUCUGGCUUGUGACACUUGCAAGGAUGGAGAACGUAGAAGUGUUUAACUCUGAAGGCAAAGGACGGGGUCUCAAAGCCUCAAGGGAAUUUUGGGCUGGAGAUGUCAUCUUUGCAGAGCCGGCUUAUGCUGCUGUAGUGUUUGACAACCUUACACAUUGUGUGUGCCAUUCAUGCUUCAAGAGGCAAGAAAAGCUCCAACGUUGUGGACAAUGUAAAUUUGCUCAUUACUGCGACCGCACCUGUCAGAAGGACUCCUGGGUAAACCACAAACAUGAAUGUGCAGCCAUCAAGAAACUUGGCAAAGCUCCUAAUGACAACAUCAGGCUGGCGGCUAGGAUCCUGUGGAGAAUAGAGAGAGAAGGAGGUGGUCUGACAGAAGGAUGCUUAGUCUCCGUUGAUGACCUACAAAACCACAUUGACGACUUUGAUUCGGUGGAGAAGGAUGGACUGAUGGAAGAUGUUCAGACGUUUCUCGAUUAUUGGCGCAGCCCGAGUAAACAGUAUGGCAUGCAGUAUAUCUCACACAUCUUUGGAGUGAUAAGCUGUAACGGAUUUACUUUAAGUGAUCAAAGAGGCCUUCAAGCUGUUGGGGUUGGAAUAUUCCCAAAUCUCUGCCUCGUUAACCAUAACUGCUGGCCAAACUGCACUGUGAUAUUCAACAAUGGCAAUCAUGAGGCUGUUAAAUCAAUGUAUCAUACACAGAUGAGAAUUGAGCUUCGUUCCCUUGGAAAGAUCAACAAAGGAGAGGAGCUUAGCGUCUCCUAUGUCGACUUCCUAAAUCUCAGUGAAGAGAGAAGGAAACAGCUGAAGAAACAGUACUAUUUUGACUGCACUUGUGAACAUUGCACUAAAGGGACAAAGGAUGAUCUGUUACUGGCUGCCAAAGAUGGGGAGAAUAAGCCUGCAGAAAAUGUGGUGAAAGAAGUCAUACAAUUCUCAAAAAGUACCCUGGAGAAGAUAGACAAAGCUCGGGCUGAAGGAGCUUACCAUGAGGUGGUGAAGCUUUGUCGUGAAUGUCUCAAGAGGCAGGAACCUGUCUUAGCAGACACCAAUAUUUACAUGCUGCAAAUCCUGAGCAUAGCCUCUGAAGUACUGUCCUAUCUCCAGAUGUUUGAGGAAGCUGCCGAGAACGCCAAGAUGAAGGUGGAUGGUUACUUGAAAAUAUACCAUCCAAACAAUGCCCAGCUUGGGAUGGCGAUAAUGAGGGCUGGAGUCACACACUGGCAUGCCGGACUCAUUGAAGUUGGUCACGGGAUGAUCUGUAAAGCUUUUGCUGUCCUCUUAAUUACUCAUGGACCUUCUCAUCCUAUUACCAAAGAUCUGGAGGCGAUGCGUGCACAGACAGAGAUGGAGCUGAGGAUGUUCCAGGAGAAUGAAUUUGUCUAUUACAAGAUGAGAGAAGCCGCUCUCUCCAACAAACCCUUUCAAGUUAUGGAAGAGCCAAAUAACGAGGCCGCAACAAACAUCUUCCAUAAGAAACCAUAGACAGGCAUGAUAGCCUCAUUCCUCCAAUCCUUCAAUCCACCCCAACCAGAGCCCAGUAAUUUCAGUCCCCAGUGAAGAAUGUAUCACAAUGAGAAGAUAUAUAUUUAUAAUGGCUCGAUCUGUUGGAAGUUUUAUGAUAUAUCUGAAGCCAAUGUCUGUAAAUGAUAAAUUGACGUAUUCAUCUCUGAAUAAAAACUGUGUGUAUA